Messenger RNA from Mercurialis annua (annual mercury), 1733 nucleotides. Its product is annotated as mitochondrial phosphate carrier protein 1, mitochondrial. Lineage: Eukaryota; Viridiplantae; Streptophyta; Magnoliopsida; Malpighiales; Euphorbiaceae. The transcript has 5 exons. Gene Ontology annotation, cellular component: mitochondrial inner membrane. The coding region runs from base 283 to 1344 and encodes 353 amino acids. The record is from RefSeq and is a predicted model, not a curated record. Gene Ontology annotation, biological process: mitochondrial phosphate ion transmembrane transport. Gene Ontology annotation, molecular function: phosphate transmembrane transporter activity.
GUGUAUGCAAUUGGACCAAGCCUCAGAUUUGUAUCCCUGCCACAAGAAAGUCCGACUUUUCUACACAAGCCAACAAAUAAAGGGUUUAAGGAUUCUAUUCUCCUCCCAUAACCCAGCAACAUUUUCUGCCUGAAAAUGGAUCACUGAAAUUUGCAUCCAAAAAUCUUAUAUACAUAUAAUGAGUGCAAAUCAGCAGAUGGGUAUUCUUUUUUUCUUGAUAAAACCAGGUUGCUGCACCUAUUCACAUUGAUUUAAGGAUCAAUCAACAACAGAAGCGGCACCAUGGUUACACUGGAACAACAACCUUUGAGAAUCAAUGAAGAUUACAAUUACAACGCAGCUGCUACUGCUAAAUAUUAUUUUGGAUUCUGUGCUGUUGGUGGAAUGCUCAGUGCUGGCACCACCCACCUCGUCAUGACUCCUCUUGAUGUCUUGAAAGUCAAUAUGCAGGUGAACCCUGUCAAGUAUAACAGCAUAUGCUCCAGUUAUAAGACUCUUCUGAGAGAGCAUGGGCCGUCUGCUUUUUGGAGGGGUUGGGCAGGGAAGUUCAUUGGAUAUGGGGUUCAAGGUGGUUGCAGAUUUGGCUUAUAUGAAUACUUCAAGAGCCUUUAUUCUAAUGUACUGCCUCACACCAACAGGAGUUUGAUCUUCUUUAUCAGCAGUGCUUCAGCUGAAGUGUUUGCCAAUUUGGGUCUCUGCCCUUUUGAAGCUAUUAAAGUUAAAGUCCAAGCUCAACCCCAUUUUGCCAAGGGAUUGUCUGAUGGAUUUCCUAGGCUUUAUGCUUCAGAAGGACUUUUUGGGUAUGAUCAUUCACAACCCGAAUCUAAAUUCCGUUUAGGUGUUCAUGAAUGUGUUUCUUGUUUCGUUUAUUCUACCUCUGAAAGAGUCAUUUUUACUUCUUAUUGCAGCUUUUACAGAGGGCUUGUUCCACUUUUCGGUCGAAAUCUUCCAUUCUGUACGGUGAUGUUCUCAACGUUCGAGCAUUCCGCGGAUCUUCUAUAUCGUAAAGUCAUGCAAAGAAGGAAGGAGGACUGCACAAAAGCUCAACAGCUGGGUGUCACUUGUAUGGCUGGAUAUGCUGCUGGUUCUGUUGGUAGCUUUGUUUCUAAUCCUGCCGACAACAUUGUCUCGUGCCUUUAUAAUGGCAAAGCUGAUAACGUUAUUAUGGCUAUCAAGAAAAUUGGAAUUUCCAACUUAUUCACAAGAAGCCUUCCUAUCAGAAUAAUGCUAGUCGGACCUGCUGUGACCUUGCAGUGGCUAUUUUAUGACACUUUCAAAGUUUUUAGUGGACUAUCUGCCAGCGGAGAAGUUAGAAGUGAAGUAGAAAUAGAUGGAGCAAACUAAAAUAAGGGAUAUGCAGCUAAUAUACUUCUGAAUAAGCAACUACCGCCUAUAAUACAUUUUCGUAUUCCAGAAAAUGCAACUAUAUUCGGAUGGUAGCUUUAUUUGUGCCAUACCAUCAUUGUCAAUUAUGAAUUCUAGCGGACACCGGGAUAUCAAUCAUUCUUUCGGUACAUACACAGAGACAGUUGUAUCAGUUGGUACCUAUAUAUUUGUACAUACAACAAGACAAAUGAUUUUAUAGAGAAUUGUUUUGCGUCUUGGUCAUGAAAAUAUUUACUGAUAGAGAGUUUUGAGUCGAGUUCAGUCUGCCUGUUGUUUGCUACUUGAACCAUCCCAUGCAUUGUGUGCAUCGAGGAGUUUCUACUUAAAUUACUCAAUAUUCUGUGUAA